Messenger RNA from Seriola dumerili (greater amberjack), 1632 nucleotides. Its product is annotated as NACHT, LRR and PYD domains-containing protein 5-like. The annotation marks the transcript as partial. The record is from RefSeq and is a predicted model, not a curated record. NCBI's taxonomy places the organism in Eukaryota, Metazoa, Chordata, Actinopteri, Carangiformes, Carangidae. The transcript has 10 exons.
AUGAAAACAGAGAACGGGAGGAAGAGCUGCCCAAUGACCCUGCUGGGAGUGUGCACCCUUUCCUGGUUGGUUCGCAAGUCUAAAAACUCUCUGAGCUCCAACCCCUCCCACACUGAAGAGAGCUGGUACCUGAGCUACAUAUCAUCCAGGAGACUCAGGAUGAAGGCUUCUGUCUGCUGGACUGGAGGAUCCAGACUGGAGACUGGCACCUCUCAGAUUCCUGUGAAUCACAAUCGACACAAACACAGUGAACAGAAGGAUCAAACCUGUCCUGACAACAAACAGGAAAGGGUUAGAGACACACCACACUCUGCUGGACCUGGACCUGGAAGUGGACCUGGACCUGGACAUAGACGUAGACCUGAACCUGAACCUGGACCUGGACCUGAACCUGUUGCAAAGAGGAGGAAACUGGAAGAACCUGGAUCCAUCUGUGUGUCCAUGAGGAGUGACGGGUCCAUAGAUCGUCCUCUACAAGUCAGAAGAUCAAGAAGGAUCCAGCAGCAGAGACCAGACUCUCCUGAACCCAGCUGUCUGUCUUUAAAGAGCGACCUGUCGAAGGAUGUUUUCAUUGAGUUUAAAGGGCGACGUCCAUCAGCUGAUCAGAUAGUGGACCAGGAGAGCUCAGAGGUUCCCAGUGCUCAGUCUGCCCAGCAGCAUCAAACACAGCUGGACUCCAUAUUUAUGCUGCUGGAGGAGAACAUGGUCACUUUUGUCAAGAACGAGCUGAAGAAGAUGCACAAGCUUCUGAGUCCAGAUUACCCAGAAUGCUCAGGGAGUCAGAGGGAGGAUGAGGAGGUGUUGGACGCUGAGGAUGAAAAUCAGAGGAGCAGCAGAGAGGCAUUUGUGAAGAUCACAGUGAACUUCCUGAGGAGAAUGAAGCAGGAGCAGCUGGCUGACUGUCUGCAGAGCAAAUCUCCUGCUAUGUGCCAACCUAUACUCAAAUCUAACCUGAAGAAGAAGUUCCAGUGUGUGCUUGAGGGGAUCGCUAAAGCAGGAAACCCAACCCUUCUGAAGCAGAUCUACACAGAGCUCUACAUCACAGAGGGAGGGACUGGAGAGGUCAAUGAUGAACAUGAGGUCAGACAGAUUGAAACAGCAUCCAGGAAACCAGUCAGACCAGAAACAACCAUCAGACAAGAAGACAUCUUUAAAGCCUCACCUGGAAGAGACGGACCAAUCAGAACAGUGAUGACAAAGGGAGUGGCUGGCAUUGGGAAAACAGUCUUAACACAGAAGUUCACUCUGGACUGGGCUGAAGACAAAGCCAACCAGGACAUACAGUUCACAUUUCCAUUCACCUUCAGAGAGCUGAAUGUGCUGAAAGAGAGAAAGUUCAGCUUGGUGGAACUUGUUCAUCACUUCUUUACUGAAACCAAAGAAGCAGGAAUCUGCAGGUUUGAUCAGUUCCAGGUCGUGUUCAUCUUUGACGGUCUGGAUGAGUGUAGACUUCCUCUGGACUUCCACAACACUGAGAUCCUGACUGAUGUUACAGAGUCCACCUCAGUGGACGUGCUGCUGACAAACCUCAUCAGGGGGAAACUGCUUCCCUCUGCUCGCCUCUGGAUAACCACACGACCUUCCAAUCAUCCUCACCUGGUCCCCACUUACUACCUGCCCCUGCUCUUCCCU